Molecule: messenger RNA, 2986 nt
Organism: Pungitius pungitius (ninespine stickleback)
Lineage: Eukaryota; Metazoa; Chordata; Actinopteri; Perciformes; Gasterosteidae
Gene: zmpste24
Product: zinc metallopeptidase, STE24 homolog
Exons: 9
Coding region: 450-1838 (462 amino acids)
Biological process (GO): CAAX-box protein processing
Cellular component (GO): endoplasmic reticulum membrane
Molecular function (GO): metalloendopeptidase activity
Source: RefSeq, a predicted model, not a curated record
CGUACCAAAAGUAAAAGUCACCAUUUAGCAAACAAAAAUGAUCUGAUCAGUUUCUACUAACACUAGUGGUUAACUUAAACAUCAUUGCAAUAAAACGAAGGCGGAACUAAAACUCAAGCUGUGGUUUCCACAGGGGCAGAUUUUGUUGUCACACCUCGCCGUCAGAUUCGCGUCUCGCAUGAAUGGAAUAUUAACUGUAAAAGCUUUAAUUUAGGAAUGUAAAAUGAAUGCAUAGUUCUUGUAUUUUACAAUUUUAGUCGUUAUCUGUCGAUUUAACGUGGAAACGGUGUUCCCUUUAUUCAACUUUAUAGUGGUCUCUGUUUGUGGGAAAGAGUGCAAGCUAAAUAGCUGCUAGCCUGAAGCUAGCAGUCAGGCUAGGUGACGUUAACAUCGUUAGCCAGAGAGCUUUCUGCAUUGCUCUAACAACAGAAACAAGAAACGGAGCAAAGAUGGUCGAACACACACUCGACCUGUCGGUGGAGAAGCAGAUCUUUUAUGCCGUUUUGGGCUUUUCGUGGACGGUGUAUCUGUGGGAAGCCUACCUUUCUUACAGACAGAGGAGGACCUACAGAUCAACAACACAUGUGCCACAGGAACUCUUGAGGAUCAUGGAUUCUGAAACAUUUGAGAAGUCACGUCUCUAUCAGCUGGAUAAAAGCAACUUCAGCUUUUGGUCUGGACUCUAUUCUGAGACUGAGGGGACGUUGAUUCUGCUCCUGGGAGGAAUCCCGUUUUUGUGGGACACUGCUGGUUCCCUGACGUCUCGUAUGGGAUUAGGUUCAGAGUACGAGAUCACCCAGUCGCUCGUGUUUCUGACGCUCGCCACCCUAUUCAGUGCCUUUACUGGACUUCCCUGGAGUGUGUACAACACAUUUGUCAUAGAGGAGAAGCAUGGCUUUAACCAGCAGACAUUGGGGUUCUUCCUUAAGGAUGCUGUAAAGAAGUUUAUUGUGACCCAGUGUAUCCUGCUGCCUGUCACCUCGCUGCUCCUCUACAUCAUCAAGAUUGGUGGAGAUUUCUUUUUCAUCUAUGCCUGGCUCUUCACUCUGGCUGUUUCUCUGGUGCUUGUCACGAUCUAUGCUGAUUACAUUGCGCCCCUGUUUGACAAGUUCGCUCCAUUGCCAGAAGGAGAGUUGAAGACAGACAUUGAGGCAAUGGCCAAGAGCAUAAGCUUCCCCCUCACUAAAGUCUAUGUAGUUGAAGGUUCAAAGCGUUCCUCCCACAGCAAUGCAUACUUCUAUGGGUUCUUCAAGAACAAACGCAUUGUUCUGUUUGACACACUGCUGGAAGACUAUUCGCCUCUCAACCAGGCAGGAGAGCCAGAGAAAGAGGAAGCAUCCAACAAAUCCAAAGCCAAGCAAAAGAACAAGAAACAAGGAUGCAACAACUCUGAGAUCCUUGCUGUCCUGGGUCAUGAGCUCGGCCACUGGAAGCUUGGCCACAUGGUCAAGAAUAUUGGCAUCAGUCAGAUGAAUUCCUUCCUGUGCUUCUCCCUGUUUGCUGUUCUGAUUGGACGCAAGGAGCUGUUUGUAGCUUUUGGCUUCAAUGACAGCCAACCCACAUUAAUAGGCUUGAUGAUUAUCUUCCAGUUCAUCUUCUCUCCGUACAACGAGGUCCUGUCCUUUUGUCUGACAGUCCUGAGUCGCAGGUUCGAGUUCCAGGCUGAUGCUUUUGCACGCGGCAUGGGCAAAGCCUCUGAGCUCUGCUCUGCCCUCAUCAAGCUCAACAAGGACAACCUGGGCUUCCCAGUGGCUGACUGGUUGUUCUCCAUGUGGCACUACUCCCACCCUCCCCUCCUGGAGCGCCUGCGGGCUCUGGGCAGCAUCAAGCAGGACUGAUGGGGCUGGAAAGGGGAGGUUCGUCUGGUUCCAACCCUAAAGGGCCUCCGCAGACCGCUCCUGGCCCUCUAAUGCGCCCUGGCCUUUUUCUACCUAUCCCACCCAAUCCUGUGUAAUUUCUUUACUUGCCAUAUCUUCUGUUUGGUUCCUUUUUUGAAAUGUUCUUCUAAACAAAACCCAAAUAUAUCAGCACAAGCCAGCCUAAAAAUAUCUCAAGCCUGAACUAAAGUCUGCAGUCUUCCCAUAGACACUUAAUAUGCACUAGCUGAGGAGAAUAAAUCUGGGCAAUGUGUGUUUUGCUAAAAUUCUUGUUGGAGCACAGGUCACAUUUAGCAGAUAUAUCUAAAUGAUUACUUUCUGAAAUAAUUCUAUUUCCGUACAAUUUCUUAACAUUUGCUUUGUAGAAUUAAAAAAUAAGACAAUGUUUGAUUUCAAGGCCAGAAAUUUACCUUAAAGAGUUAUGUUUCUGUUGUGAUGCAUACAUGACAUUCAACUGUUUGAACUGGUUAAUCCCACACAACACUGAGAUUUUAUUUAUUGUGGAUUUGAAUAACAAAAUAGAUUUAAUGAAAACUCAAUAUAAUGCUUCUUAAGAAGUAUCUCCAAGCAAGCUCAAAAGUCUAAAGGUGAACAUAGUUAUCAUCUCAAAUUCUCAGUUUUGCAUAAGAACAUGUAGAUGCUUAGUCAUGGUGAAACAAAUGGGAGUGCCUCUGAUAAUCUGUUUUUGUUCAUCGGACGCAUUAUGAACAGAGCAGUGCAGAAUAUUUAAUUUGAAUUUAGGUUAGACAUAAUUUUUACAUGCACUGCGGGGAACUUGUUUUAUUUUUUCCUAAAGCAUGUGAUUGCCGACAAGGUUCCUACCGUACCUGUACAUAUGUAACUUAAGGGAGUUGGAGUAAUGGUGUAUGAUGUGAAUUGUGGAAAAUAUUGAAUGUGGUUUGAAAUUUUAAGUUGAUGCUGUGUUUUUUAGUUUCUUUUUUUGUUUUGGGCCGGUGUGAGCCCGCAGUUGCCUGGCAAGCAAAGUAUUUACAGGGGACAUGGGGAAGUGGGUCCGCGAGGUUCCUUUCACCAGAUAAGCCAGUGUUUGGUUUGUUCAGCGAGGGGACUGCAUACUGUCUUUACUGCAUUGAAUAAAAUUCUUUGAGGCA